Apodemus sylvaticus (European woodmouse) is the source of this 405-nucleotide messenger RNA. RefSeq names its product otospiralin (gene Otos). The record is from RefSeq and is a predicted model, not a curated record. Gene Ontology annotation, biological process: sensory perception of sound. Bases 114 to 383 code for a protein of 89 amino acids. The transcript is spliced from 4 exons. Lineage: Eukaryota; Metazoa; Chordata; Mammalia; Rodentia; Muridae.
AAACUUCUGGCCCUGCCCCCACAUGCCACAGCAUGGGGCUCACCCGGGACUGAUGACAGCUCUCCCAAGCCAGGUGGUCCUGAGGAUACCGAUCCGAUCCGCACUUGGUGAGGAUGCAGGCCUGUGUGCUGUGGUGGCUGGCCCUUGGCAUUCUGCUGGCGAUUCCUGCAGGAGCCAAGCCAAUGCCGGAGGAAGCAGAUCCUUACGCGCAGCCACCAGCCAUGCCCUACUGGCCUUUCUCCACCUCUGACUUCUGGAACUACGUGCAAUAUUUCCAGACCCAGGGCGCCUACCCACAGAUCGAGGACAUGGCCAGAACGUUCUUUGCACACUUCCCUCUGGGGAGCACCCUGGGCUUCCAUGUUCCCUACCAGGAGGACUGAGCACUGUCUGUCCGCUGCCUGC